Zootoca vivipara (common lizard) is the source of this 3636-nucleotide messenger RNA. It is a transcript of the gene BCL2L12, whose product is annotated as BCL2 like 12. NCBI's taxonomy places the organism in Eukaryota, Metazoa, Chordata, Lepidosauria, Squamata, Lacertidae. Gene Ontology annotation, biological process: regulation of extrinsic apoptotic signaling pathway. The record is from RefSeq and is a predicted model, not a curated record.
GCGAAGGCGCCUGCGCAAAUCUUUCCUGCUGCAGAAGCGGCUAGGAAGUUUGCUGGAGGAGCAUCAAACUUUUCUCCGGCUUUUGCCGGGCUUUCUCCCUUCUGUUCUUCCAGGUGCGGACCAAGGGAGCCUCCGGGAGAGAGACGCGACCGUGGGAUUCUAAGGGCUGCUGGUAGGUGUGAGGGGAAACUUGUCUCCUCUCUUUGAACGCCAGCCCGUCUUUGCAGCGCUAUAGACCCAUGGCAGGGAGCCCGCUGCCGCCAAAAAGGCAGGUGGAAGAAGAGACCCGGAGGGUGCUGGAAGCAUUCCUGCAAAGGGCGCUAAGAAAUGGAGAGGCAGAGUCCCUCGGUCACGUGGGCGGGAGUUAUCAUGAUCCCACAACUUACAUGCACAGCUCCCCGACAGAACAUUUCCAGGACUGUCCAGCCUGGAGCUUUGUCCAUGAGGAAAAUAACUGCACCGAUGAAAAAAAACGUAGCUUCCGCACCAGCAUCAAGCGUCUACUGCAGCGGCGGCCGAGUCCACGAACCCCGCCGGACAACAUGCCACCUUCUACGGGUUCCUUAAAGAGGUCCAAGGCAGGAGGGGAGGUUGGGGAAGGGGGCCGCCAGAAGCGGUCCUUCUCCCUCAAGAAUAUCCUGCGGAAAAAGGGAUCUUCCUCGGGGGAGACGACAAGCCCCGGUGGGACUCUCCAGCGCCCCGACUCCCUGCCUGUUGUCAACUGCUACUGUCGGAAACACCCCUCUGAGCAACGGGUGCCCCAAGGGAGUGGUGGUGAGGCUGAGGAUGCUGAGUUGUAUACCUUGGUAGCCCAGAAACUGGACCACUUGGUCAAACAGCAACAGCUGACCAGCCCUUUGGUGGCCAAAAGCUUGCCUUUUCCCACAGAUGAAAACAACAUACUUCCCACGGGCGGCACGAUACCCAGCACUCCAGUUAUUUCGGAGGAGCUGCCAGGAGACUUGGAGGAGAAACAGAAAGAGCAAAUCCUCCGGAAACUGGUUGCCCUUCUGGAAGAGAAGGCCGGAAUCAUCAAUAAGGAGAUUGAGGCCGACCCAUUGCUACGCAACACCUUAUCCCGCUUGUCCUACCGCAGCUUCUCUCGCAUGGCCGAGGCCUUCACCUCACGUGCCCCUCCUGGUCUCCCCAGCCCCCAGCUGGCUAAGCUGGCGCUCACCAUGGAGCUCACGCGAAAAGUGGCUGGUAUCAACAGCCAUGCAGUGCACACCCUCAUGGGCUACAGUCUCCAGUAUAUGGACAUGUUCGUGCCCUGGCUACAGCAGCAAGGUGGCUGGCAAAGCAUUGUGGCCCAGGAAGAGAUAUUUGAUCUGCAGCUUGACUAGCCAUUCUCCAGUACUGUGAGCCAAUGCCACUGCUCUUAAAACUGUGAUGAAGGAGAGAAUAUGCUCUUGAGACUUGCCUGGGCAAAGCUGACUAAAUGGGUGGGUUUGUUUUUUUUCAAAGUCUCCCAGGAAAGUCCCAUCUUCUCUCUCCGGCAAGGUAAAUGCCACUCAAGGAAAGUUAUGUCCUUGCAGCAAUGAUCAGAAGGUGACUUUUCAGCUAGCCCGGGGAUCUAGAAAUCUACACUAAUAAAUCCCAAACUUCUGGGCUUGGAAUAAAUGGCAGAAAUUGAUUUUAUUUUUAUUUUUUGUGUUAAUUGUUGCUGAUCUGUUCCUGCGGGAUUUGGAGUCCUGUUUUUAAAACUUGGCAAAGGAAAAUAAGAGUCAGAGAAAAGUAAGUUGAAAAGUAAGUGGUAGGGAACACAGGCUAUAAUGCAUUGGAGGUGAGGUUGGUGGAGAUUCAAGGGUGGGGCCUUAUCAUUGGUGACUCCUUAUCUUUGAAAUUGCUUUCUAAUGGAAGUUUACCUGGUUCUGACUCUUAUCUUUUCAGCACCAGGUGAAAGCAUUUUUUUUAAAAAGAAGGCUAUUUAAAUACUGUUUUUGUUCUGGUUUUGAUAUUUAAUGUUACUGUUCUGCCAUUUUGUAAUUAUUUAUUGUAUUGGGGGGAGGAUUGCUUGUUUUUUUAAUUUUCUUGAUUUGUGAGCUCCUCUGGGGGUUGAAGAGUAGGAUAUACAAAACUAAUAAAUCCUACCGUAUGCAAAAGUUUCUUGCAGAUCAGUUCAUAUGAAAACUCAAUGGCAUCAUCUUCCAAGACUGAGUUGCAAGGCUCUGAGAAUAAUGUAACCCUCAAACUCAGGGAUUUGAGUAUGUUUACAUGGAGUACCAGUAGCUUAACAAGUAUUUCAAUGACUGAGAAACUCUAUUUUUUUAAAUAAAACUUUUCAAUGAAAAUACAUAUUUCAAUAUCAAUUACUUUUGGUUGGUGUCUGCGUGUUCCCUUUUGUCCCGUCAACCUUCUGCCAUACCCAUCUCUUUAAAUAAUCUGUUGCAGGUAGCAUCCUGAAUAUGAACAUCUACUGAGGGGGUGUCUCCCCCCCCACUACUCCUGCAGCAAAACCCUUCAUGGAAGCCCCUGCCUGCGUAACUCUGGCAGCGAUCCUAUACCCACUAAUUCACUAGGAUUUCCGAGUAAAUAUGUAAAUUUGAGCUAUCAAAAAGGGACCACGUAUAGCUUGUCUGUUUAUUACAUUUUACAUGCCACCUUUCACUCAAGGAGCUCAAAGUGACCUACAUCCUUUCCCCCCUCCCAAUAUUAUCAUCACAUCAACCCUGUGAGGUUUGACUGAGGCAGUUGGGGACUGGCCCAAGGUCACCCAGUGAAGUUCAUGUCCGAGAGGGGAUUUGAACCCUACUCUCCCAUAUCACUCACUACACAAUACUGUUUAUGUUGAUUAAACCCCAUCCCAUGCUAAAUCCUCUGUUAAUAUAGAUUGUGUAUGGUGUGUAUAUAUAUGAGAACACACAAAGGGGGAGGGGGACUGGACAAGAUAGCUUACAGUAGAGGUGUUCCCAGGGAGAGAGCAGUUAGCUGCUGCAUCAAAGUGAUAGCUAUUCUAAGAGGACCCAUGUUUUUGAGCUGGGAACCAAACUACUUAAAAUAAAUCCAAGUUUUUGUUUUGUUGUGUUCUAUAAAACCAAUUUGAGCCCUGAAUCAAUGGUGUGAUGUUCUUACGGGCAACGUGGCUAAAACGUUCUGAGGCCUGGAAGAACGAACUGUGUCCCUGGCGCAGGAUAUGCAUGGCAGGAGUUCUAGGUAGCUUCUGGGUUAGAUUCCUGCAAUAUGUUACAUGUUAUGUUACAUGUGGGGCUACUUCUGAAGUCACUUUGGAAGCUGGAACAGAUUGCUUGCUGGGGCAAGAUGAUUUGAGCAUACAAGGCCGAUCCUUGCAUGCAUGAUGCUUUUAGGGUGGCCUUUGGAUAAGGGAUUGGGCAAUGUCUCAAGUCUUUAAAGGUUCCUGCACACUUUGUUCGUGGUCUCUCACGAGGUGGGCGGGAUCUAGUUGCAACAGAAAAAUAAAGAUCUGCUUUGCUUUCACUGGAUCCUAACGUCUCGUUUACAUCAGGGAGGUGGGCAGCAAAAGCCAACCCAUAAUUUUUCUGACAGGUUGCCUUGGGCAAGAUAAAGUGAAGUGACUAACACAUUUUAAUAAUAAUAAUUAAUAAUAAUAAUAGUUGUUGCAGUAGUCUCUAGAGACAGGCGUACGCCAAGCAAAAAUAAUAAUAAACAGUGAUCUGU